AUGGAUGGCACGAACCAAACAGCAGUGACGGAAUUCAUUUUCCUUGGGUUUUCGGGGGUUCCCUCUCUGCAGCUCACAUUAUUUGUGCUGUUUCUCACGACAUAUCUGCUCUCCCUCAUGGCAAACACCCUCGUCAUUUUCAUUGUUCUGAUGGAGUCCACACUCCAGACACCCAUGUACAUUUUCUUAGGAAAUCUGUCCUUCCUAGAGAUCUGGUACACUACAGCCACAGUGCCUAAAUUGCUGACCACCUGCCUCUCGCAGGCUGUCACCAUCUCUGUCUUUGGCUGUGUUACGCAGUACUACUUCUUUUUCUCCAUGGGAGCUACAGAGUGCAUCCUGCUGGCAGCGAUGGCCUACGACCGGUACGUGGCUGUGUGCAGCUACUCGCGACUCAUGAGUCUGCAGAUCUGCUUUCGGUUUUCGGCCGGAUCCUAUGGGGGCUUCGUUGCCCCUCUCUUACCUACCAUACUGAUCUCUCGUCUACACUUUUGUGGCCCCUAAAAGAUCAACCACUUCUUUUGUGAUUCAGACCCCAUUUUUAAGCUCUCCUGCUCAGAUACGUUCUUGGUAGAGGCCUUGGGCUACACGUGUAGCUCUGUGGUGAUUCUGAGUUCUUUCCUUCUCACUAUGUCCUCCUACGGCAACAUAGUGGUCACAAUAGUCAGGCUGUCUUCCCGGGAGGCUCAGAAGAAAACUUUCUCCACCUGCGCUUCCCACCUCACUGUAGUUACCAUCUAUUAUGGCACCAUUAUCUUUGCCUACGUCCGCCCUCCAGCCAAGUACAACUUUACCAUUGGUAAAGUGGUCUCGAUUUUCUACUCUGUCCUUACUCCACUGGUGAACCCUCUCAUAUACACCCUGAGAAACAAAGAUGUAAAGAAAGCUUUCAGGAAAGUUCUAGCACAAAAGAGAUUUCUCUUGGCCAGAAACAUGCAGGAGUUUUGA
Messenger RNA from Propithecus coquereli (Coquerel's sifaka), 948 nucleotides. Its product is annotated as olfactory receptor 5A2. The record is from RefSeq and is a predicted model, not a curated record. Lineage: Eukaryota; Metazoa; Chordata; Mammalia; Primates; Indriidae. Gene Ontology annotation, biological process: G protein-coupled receptor signaling pathway. Gene Ontology annotation, cellular component: membrane. Gene Ontology annotation, molecular function: olfactory receptor activity; G protein-coupled receptor activity.